AUAAACAUGGGACUCACAAUAGCACACUAACAAUAGCUAUAGCAAAUCAUGCUAAAAAUGAAAAUGUCAAAGGAUACUAUUGUUAAAAUCGAUGAACCACACAGUAGCAAUGGACAAAACAAAAAAUCUGAAAUUAAUAUUCUAUGCUUGGACAUAACACCAUACAGCCCAUUAGUUCAAUUUGCUUGUUGUUCUAUAUUUGUAUUUGUGUGUUAUUUAGCAUAUGGAUAUUUUCUGGAACUAAUAUUUUCAAAAUCUGAGGUUAAACCUGUGAGCCUCUACAUUACACUAGUUCAAUUUUUAAUAACAAUGUCUCUCAGUUAUGUUGAAUCAAUCAUAAGGAAUCCUAUAAAAAGAAAAGUACCAAUAAGAACCUAUGCUAUUUUGGCGGCUCUGACAUUAGGUACAAUGUCCUUUUCGAACUUAGCAUUAAGUUACUUGAAUUACCCGACUCAACUAAUAUUUAAGAGCUGUAAACUAAUCCCCGUCAUGAUUGGCAGCAUUAUUAUUCUAGGGAAAAGAUAUGGAUUUUUAGAUUAUGUCGCAGCUGUUAUUAUGUGCAUAGGAUUGACAAUGUUUACAUUAGCUGAUUCAAAAACUUCACCUAACUUUGACGUCAUUGGUGUGAUUGUAAUAUCACUAGCAUUAUUAUGUGAUGCUAUUAUUGGAAAUGUUCAAGAAAAGGCAAUGAAACAAUUCCAAGCAUCGAACAAUGAAGUUGUGUUCUAUUCAUAUGCAAUUGCAUGUGUUUAUCUCGUAGUCAUAACUGGUUUUAGUGGAAUAUUAACCGAUGGAUUUGUUUAUUGUUCUCAGUCGGCAACAACAAUGUAUUUUAAUAUAUUUCUGCUAAGUGUGAGUGGAUAUAUGGGAUUACAAGCAGUAUUAACAUUAGUCCGUAUAUGCGGCGCUACAGUGGCGGUUACGGUUACUACAAUGAGGAAGGCUCUCUCGAUAAUCAUAUCAUUCUUGCUUUUUAGCAAACCAUUCGUUUUUCAGUAUGCCUGGUCGGGUAUGUUGGUGGCAUUGGCGAUAUACCUCAACCAUUACAGCAAGAAGAAUCCACAUUAUGUUCCUUACCCAAUCCUGAAAUGUUGGCAGUUCAUGCAGUCAUUCUACCAAUCUGAAUAUAGAUACCUAAGAAUAAAAAGUAAAAUGUAUGCUGAUACAGUAUAAACAUUUUUUAAUAAUAUAUUUUUUGUUCUAAAUGACAUGUGAUAAAAAAAUUUAAUAAGAUUUUUUAAAGUUUAAUAGUUUGACAUUAAAGGGCUCAAAUUACUAUAGUAUUUUUAAUAUCAUUUAUUUAUUA
Molecule: messenger RNA, 1306 nt
Organism: Vanessa tameamea
Lineage: Eukaryota; Metazoa; Arthropoda; Insecta; Lepidoptera; Nymphalidae
Gene: Papst2
Product: adenosine 3'-phospho 5'-phosphosulfate transporter 2
Exons: 5
Coding region: 49-1173 (374 amino acids)
Biological process (GO): transmembrane transport
Cellular component (GO): Golgi membrane; endoplasmic reticulum membrane
Molecular function (GO): 3'-phosphoadenosine 5'-phosphosulfate transmembrane transporter activity
Source: RefSeq, a predicted model, not a curated record